Molecule: messenger RNA, 1889 nt
Organism: Saccostrea echinata
Lineage: Eukaryota; Metazoa; Mollusca; Bivalvia; Ostreida; Ostreidae
Product: microtubule-associated protein RP/EB family member 1-like
Exons: 8
Coding region: 16-1005 (329 amino acids)
Biological process (GO): spindle assembly; protein localization to microtubule plus-end; regulation of microtubule polymerization or depolymerization
Cellular component (GO): spindle midzone; microtubule plus-end; cytoplasmic microtubule
Molecular function (GO): microtubule plus-end binding
Source: RefSeq, a predicted model, not a curated record
UGUUUUGUAAGAAAUAUGUCCUACUACCAUAGUGGAGUAGAUCCUGUGGCUAGAUACAAAGAAAAAGAGCAACAAAUUAGGCAAAGACAAUUAGAAAGAAGCAACAACCGUGCUACACAGUUAUGGAGAAAAGCUCGCUCUCAUGUUUUAAGGGAACAGGAUUUGAGGGAGAGAAUGCUUGACCGCUCCAUGGCUGUGAAUGUGUAUAGCACCAAUAACCAGGCAGACAAUCUUAGUCGCCAUGAUAUUCUGGCCUGGGUCAACGACAGCAUCCACACAAGUUACGGCAAAAUCGAGGAACUUUGUUCAGGGGCUGCCUACUGCCAGUUUAUGGAUAUGUUAUUUCCUGGCUCCCUUCCUAUCAAAAAAGUUAAAUUCAACACAAAAUUAGAACACGAAUACAUCCAGAACUACAAGCUCCUACAAAAUUCAUUCAAAAAAACAAGUGUCGACAAGGUGAUUCCUGUUGAAAGACUCGUUAAAGGAAGGUUCCAAGAUAACUUUGAAUUUGUUCAGUGGUUUAAACGCUUUUUUGAUGCCAAUUUCAAUGGUGACACAGAGUACGAUCCGGUGAUGGCCCGAGGUGGGGAAGUGGUGGGAAAUGUGGGUAAACCAGGAGGGGUCAAAUCUCCUGCAGCGGCAAAAACUGGUAUCUCCAGGGGACCGGCUAGAGCUCCAGCAAAGACAACCACAAAGAACACCUCUGCUAUAAGUAAACCUGUAGCAAAUGUUAAAGCAACAGUUAACAGCAGUCAUGGAGGAGGGGAUAAUAGUGCUAAAAUAGCUGAAUUAACACAACAGAUCAAUGAACUGAGGUUAACAGUAGAAGGAUUAGAAAAGGAAAGAGAUUUUUAUUUUGGAAAACUCCGAGAUAUUGAGGUCACAUGCCAAGAGAAUGAGGAUAAUGAAGUUGUCAAGUCAAUCAUGGAUGUCCUUUAUGCAACAGAGGAGGGAUUUGCACCCCCCGAGGAGGAUGGUAAUGUAGAAGAGGAAGAAGAAUACUGAAGAUACAAACCACACCCACUUAGUGCUAAAUAAACAAUGGAUUUUUGGCUCAACCGGUUGCUUACAAUUAAAGCUGACAUGGAUUCUGUUUAUUACAAGAAGCUUACACCUUACCGAAAAAAGUUCAAUUACUUCACGUUCUUCAGGAGGAUUUGGAAGGAGGAGCUGUGUCAUAUACAGUAAAAGUGCUACAAAAAAAGAGUUCUUUGAAUUUCAAAGGCCAUCUUUUUUUUCUGUUGUAUAAACACAGUGUAUAUAUAAAUGUGAAAUAUAUUUAUGAAUGUGAUAAUAAUAUUGGUAUAAAUUUUGACCAUGCUGUAUUAUUUCUAUUUUUUUUACCUUUGAGUGUAAUGUAGUCUCAUUGUGAACAGAAUAUUAUUUGAACAUACCAUGUAACAUUAACAUUAACACAUAGUUUUGAUAUUUUUCCUUUGCUGCACAUCUUUAUUUAUUUAUAAUAUCAUUAAAAAUAAAUUUUUAGGGAUAAACUAAAAGUUUUUUUUUUUUUCGUUCUCGCUGUGCUGUAUAUAUGUUUGCUCAAUCAGGUUAUAUUUUUUUUUGUCUUCCCUUUUUUUCAUGUGUUUAAAUUAUUGAUUUUAUUUUCCAGUUUGCAGGCAGUGUUUUUAUUUAUGACAUACAUGGAUUAAUGAUACUGCUGAAUAAGAAAUAAUACAAUAAAAAGAAAAAUAAAGAUACAGGCAAAAUUAUAGGAUUAAAAAGGAUACAUUUUUAAAUUGAGGGAGGGUUCAAAUCAAAGGUGUAUUCAGCUAUAAAGUGGAGGAAAAUAUAUGAAGAUGUGAUAAAAUUUAUAUUGUAUUUCACACCAAAUGCAUGAAUCAAACUAUGUUGAACAAUGAAUUAUGUUUAUUAAAGCUGAAAAGAUG